This is a messenger RNA of Acytostelium subglobosum LB1, 495 nucleotides long. RefSeq lists its product as hypothetical. The record is from RefSeq and is a predicted model, not a curated record. The transcript has a single exon. Bases 1 to 495 code for a protein of 164 amino acids. Lineage: Eukaryota; Evosea; Eumycetozoa; Acytosteliales; Acytosteliaceae.
AUGGUGCACAUCAAGAUUGAAUCAUCUUUGGACAACACUUCAACAAUGCUCAACACAUAUCAAUCAUUGCAAGAGACAAAUGUAGAGAUCACCUCACACUUUGAACAAUUGAUCAAGGUGAUCAUGGCUCAAGAACACCGAGUAAAGACACCGAUCAAUCAACAAAUAUCACACGUUCAAUCAACAAUCAAUGACAUUAUCGAUGAGAUCAAACAGAUCAACCGCAUCAAUAACCACCACGUCAGCAACAUUGAGAUGACAUCAGACAACAACAAUGACAAUGGAGCAACUGAAGACAUCACACAAUUGAUUCAAACAAUCACAUCAUGCACAUCGAUCGAUGAGUUCACCAAGAGUGUACUUGGCUCACGUUAUGGGAGUGGAGGUGUCAUCAACGACGACAACAAUUCUCAACAGUAUGAUCAUGAGCUGUUGUCCAUGAUCAGUCAUCACUCCAAUCAUAUGAAGAUGACACCGUAUGAUGAGUUGCCAUAG